UUUCCCUUAAAAACAUUUCUAAUGACUGACUCUUGUCAAUAAUAAUGCUUCCUCUGACGCUUAUAAAUCUUGUUUUGAGGGCUAAUAGCCUGGGUCACACCCUGAGUGUGUCUACUCCAUUCAACACGCUGCGUUCAAUAGGGACAACUGUGUGAGUCACAAGUGUUGCCGACGUAUAUUGUGCUCUGUACAUUCCUAUUGGUCAGGUGCGUAGCAAACUUGGAGUUUGAACCCAAAGGUCCUACUUUUUACGCUCCGUGAACCCGGACCUAAUCCGCUCCAACUGCAGUGAAGCACGGAGUGGAAAAGAUACAGGUUUACCGGUACCGCCGGCCAGACUGUUAAGUAUAGUGUAUUGGCAAGUCGUGAAAAUGCUGUGUGUGUAUUUCAUCGUUGUAGCAACGAUAGGCAUCUCUGCAGAAACCGAAGAUGACAGAACGCCACCCCUCAACGUCAACACAUCAGCGUUUACACAGCAGAUUCGGACCGUUUCUGAACAGAACAUUUCAAGCACUUCAGAAGCUGCUAUAGAAAUGUCAACGUCAGCAACGCCAACAGCUGCCACGAACACGGCACCGACUGACGAUUACCGCAAAACUAAAAAACCUUUAAGUAAAGGCAUUGACUGGAAGGAUGAUCUCGGUUCAGAUUUGUUUAAUACAAACUCGAAAUCAAAACGGAAAAUGAUUAAGAAGCUAACAAGAGAAAGGGAACGUGAGGAUCGAAGGCAAAAACGGAAACAAAAGGCGGAAGAUAAACGCCUGUAUAUGGCCAGAAAAAGGCUUAAACAUGUUUCUAAAGAAGCGGAGAGCAAGUAUGCCAUAAGAGACAGAACAAUGGAUUCUAACAGGCCAAUCAAGAAAACAUGUGUUGAGUGUGAAAAGAGGUUGAAGAGAGAAAAACUUGAACAGAUGAGACGAGAGUCUUUAAAGAAGCAGAUUACAGAGAAACUUCGACUUGACCUCAGUCGACCUGUACAAGUACCAGUUCUGAGUCGGGAGAUUCUUCGCCAUGGAAUCAUGGAUGACGAAUCUGUUAAGGACGAUGACAUAUACGCCACGACAACCGACAUCAUCAUCUUCGGGGUUGACAUUACAAGAAAAUGCAGAUACCGGAAGUCAACUGGAUGUUUCAAGUUCAAUCUCCGAAAUAAGAUAGCGGGUCAGGUGACUUCUGCAGAACUUUUGAUCUACAAACUCCAUGAUCCGAAUGAUGGCCAGCAAUCAUUCAUUUUGUCAGAACUGGAACGACCAAAAUUCCGAAAACACAUGCCGAGGAACAUCGUGACUCGAAUGGACACGGACAUUACCGAGGGAUGGUUGACAUUUCGACUGGACAAAACUGUUCAGAAAUGGGCUGAAAAUUUCCACACAAAUGAUGGUAUCGCAAUAAGGUGCAAAACGUGCGCGCGCAACUCCCACAAGCAGUUGUACAGCGCCAAAGAAGGCUAUAAGCCGGUCCUCAUCGUUCACAUUAAGCCAUCGCCGAAACGUCGCCCGCGGAGGAGUGUUGAUUGUGACGGCACCCGGUGCUGCAAGCACAACUUUUGGGUUAAAUUUAGUGACAUUGAUCUGAUCCACAUCCUUCAGCCAGAGGGCGUAUGGGCUAAUUACUGCACGGGCCCGUGUGAUUUGAUGACCACGGGUCACUUCAACCACACAGGCUUGCUACAAAGUGUUCGGUGGAGUGACGCUGCCAACGACACCAUACGGAACGCCAUUACACCCUGCUGUGGCGCCGUCCGACUCAGCACAAUGUCACUGCUCUAUGUCGACGACAACCAGGACAUUCAACAGUCAAACGUUCCCAAUCUUGGCGUGGAAGAAUGUGGGUGCUUGUAACGCGGAACAUUGACCUUGACCUUGACCUUGACCUACUAUACUGCCGUUGCAAUGCCUACUUUUUGUUUUGUAUGCCUGAGUAAGACGUACAUGUUGUUCAUUCCUAGAUACCAUUGCUUAGUAAAGUGCUUUAAAUGUUCCAAUUGCUUUAAAGCGUCUCCUUUUUGAUAUUGCGCUUAUCAUAACCAACCCUAAUAACGCAUAUGGGUGUAAACAACGCAUUUACGUUAUGCUUCAUCAACCAAAAAUCCCUCAUGUUGUUGAAUUUAUUAACUUUGUCCACAUGCAAGACAGUAAGGGACAUCGGUUUUAUCUUUCAAAAAUAAAUUCAACAAUACAGUCCAACCAAGAUGUGGACAAAUACAUUUCGCAUGAACAUGAUGAAGACCAAUAACAUGGAAGCUUGUGAGCUGCCGGAGUUAGAGGUAACGGGCGUGGAAGGAGUUAUUUCUGGUAUGGGGACGGGUGGCCAAUUGGUUAAAGCGCUCAAUCAUCGCGCAGAAGAUCCCGGUUCGUUUCCCAGCAUGGGUAUAAUGUGUGUAGCCCAUUGCUGGUGUCCCCUUACCCGGAUGGCGUCAAACCUUAAUCAGUCACUCGUGGUACGGUGGGGUAUAGGAGGGUAUGUCGUCAGUAUACGGUGGAUUUUGAUUGGUGUUUCCAGUUUGAUUCAAUAAUUUUGUCUAGGUACGAUUUGAAUUUAUACCCUCCUCUGAAUCUCCAUGUCAAGUCAUAUCAGUUUUGGUAUAACAAUAAAAAUUAGUUUGGCACAUAUGUGAACGGGACACAUUAACUUGAUAGUUGCCGUUAUUUAUAUAUUGUUAUAAAUAAAACUGCUGAGUAAACAGAAUCUACGUUCUACGAACUGUUGUUUGUUUAUAAGGUGGCAUCCUACUCACACAUACCUGAAAGCAUAUGACCUCGAAAACAUAUGCAGUGUUUCGAUAGUACUUUUUAUGUUUUUUGUUUUUCUUAUAUAUCACUCGUUAACAAUCACUCAAACCUGGUGUAGUGGUGAGUUUAACAUCUUGGGUCGGAACAUGCAUGAAAACAAUGUGUGAUAUAUGUUAUUGUUAAAUAGAGUUUUCAGACUCGGCGGUGAUAAAAGAACCUGUCACUGGAGAAUAUAUUUUUUUCGUUCUACUUUCCUGAUUUUUACGGUAGGUGGAUCUGUAAACCAAUUAAUAAAAAAACACCCGCCUAAAACGGAUUAAGUCGGUUCUAGUUACAAUAUAGUCGGUGGGUAUUAAGAACAAUCAAUGUCAUGACGGCCAAGAUCCUGAACAAUUACUUAAACAUUCUGUCGUGACGAGUUAUAGAGCCUUGUUCCACCACCUCAUCUUGGAGUAUUGUAUGUCUGUUUUAUAAGUACCGAUGGUCAUAGCGCUAAUAUUGGUUUGUCGAACAAGACCGUGGUAUCGGAUAACUACAAGUACGUUUACAUACACGCGCGUAGUUAAGACAGCUAAUCUCAGUAAACCCAUGUUUUCUAGUUUUCUAAUACAGUGAAACCGCAUUAAAGGGCAGCUAAUUUUCUGCGUAGUUCUAGAUUUUGUAAUUAUUCCCUAAUUAUUAAACAAAGACAAUGUCUAUUCAUGACCCUCCCUGAAGUGACAAGAUGCAAAAGCACUUUUAUUAAAACAUUUAACAAUUAUUUUUGUAUGACCCUCCACUGGAGACUUAUAUUUCUGGGUGACCCUCACGUGAUUCCCUCUGACACAACAGCCCAUUUUACAAAUGACCGGUCCCUUAUGCGUUAUAACGAGGUUUUACUGUUAGUCGCAGAUUGUUCGCAUACUCUGUGUUUUGAAAAGACAGGCUUGUUGACUGAUGUCUUCUUCAGCUUUACUCUCCAUGUUCUGCCUGUAUAAUUGUGGUAUUUAUGUGACCCGCCAUUACAAUGCAAAUAAAACAAUGCAAGUCUCACACGAGCCCUUAUACCGGACAUAUUUUUACUGAAAGUAAUUUGAAACUUGAAAUGUACACAUGUAGCCUCAAAGGCACGUUGUUUGAAGACGGUAGUGUAAUUUUUUAAUUAAGUGCUAAUUUUCUCAAUAAAAUUUGCAACUAUA
This is a messenger RNA of Haliotis rufescens (red abalone), 3910 nucleotides long. RefSeq names its product growth/differentiation factor 8. The record is from RefSeq and is a predicted model, not a curated record. Gene Ontology annotation, molecular function: growth factor activity; cytokine activity. The transcript is spliced from 3 exons. Gene Ontology annotation, cellular component: extracellular region. Gene Ontology annotation, biological process: SMAD protein signal transduction. Lineage: Eukaryota; Metazoa; Mollusca; Gastropoda; Lepetellida; Haliotidae. The coding region runs from base 372 to 1841 and encodes 489 amino acids.